Messenger RNA from Daucus carota subsp. sativus, 3729 nucleotides. RefSeq names its product protein RRP6-like 3. NCBI's taxonomy places the organism in Eukaryota, Viridiplantae, Streptophyta, Magnoliopsida, Apiales, Apiaceae. Gene Ontology annotation, molecular function: nucleotide binding; single-stranded RNA binding; 3'-5'-RNA exonuclease activity. Gene Ontology annotation, cellular component: nucleolus; nuclear exosome (RNase complex). Gene Ontology annotation, biological process: nuclear polyadenylation-dependent snRNA catabolic process; exonucleolytic trimming to generate mature 3'-end of 5.8S rRNA from tricistronic rRNA transcript (SSU-rRNA, 5.8S rRNA, LSU-rRNA); poly(A)-dependent snoRNA 3'-end processing. The transcript has 13 exons. The record is from RefSeq and is a predicted model, not a curated record. Bases 56 to 3061 code for a protein of 1001 amino acids.
CUAUUGUUAUUAAACAUUUUUGACGGAAAGAAAAGGCACAAAAUUUACGCUCAAAAUGGAAAACAAAGAGAAGAUGAAAAUCGCCGUCGCCGCGGCAUGUUUGGCGGCGACAAUCACCGUCAUUGUAGCUACACUGUAUCGAAAACCUCGUAAAAACAAACAACAUUUGACUGACUCUGACUCAUUUUCUUGUUACCUCAAAACCAAACACAAACCUCAGCACUCAUUCAAACGUGUCUUGGCUGACAACUCCUACUCUCCAUUCAGACAUCUCAAUCUCAACUCCAGUUCUCAAACUACGGAUAAUAAUUUCAAUUUGCAUCCGUAUAAAUCUGAAAUUACGCAACUGAUGAAGAAUUCAAAGAUUCAGCUCAUGUCUAAUGUUGAGGGAAAAAUGAUACCGGAAAUGAAAGAUUCUUAUGUUUGGGUUGAUACUGAGUUUAAGUUGAAAGAGCUUGCUGAUGUGUUGAGUAAAGAGUGUGUGUUUGCUGUCGACACGGAACAGCAUAGUUUACAUUCGUUUUUAGGUUUCACGGCUCUCAUACAGAUAUCUACUCAAAGCGAAGAUUAUUUGGUGGAUACCAUAGCUUUGCACGAUGUACUGCCAAUUCUUCGCCCGGUUUUUGCCAAUUCUUCCAUCUGCAAGGUCUUCCAUGGAGCUGAUAAUGAUGUCCUCUGGCUGCAAAAAGAUUUUCACAUAUAUGUAGUCAAUCUUUUUGACACUGCAAAGGGAUGUGAAGUGUUGUCGAAACCACAAAAGUCAUUAGCGUACUUACUGGAAACAUAUUGUGGUGUUGCUACGGACAAAUCGUUACAGAGGGAGGACUGGAGACAGCGUCCACUACCUACGGAGAUGGUGCAUUAUGCUCGAACAGAUUCACAUUAUUUGCUAUAUAUUGCAAAGUGUCUUGCUUCUGAGCUUAUAGAGCAGGACAAAUCUUGUCUCAAUGACAAAUUCCAUUUUGUGGUCGAGGCGAAUCGACGUUCUAAUGCUACAUGUCUUCAACUUUUUGUGAAAGACAUUGAAUCAUGUCCUGGAGAGUCUGCGGCAUCUUCAAUAAUCAAUCGUCAUUUCAAUGAUAGAGGAAGUGCUUCUUCCAUUACCUGUCAUGCCAAGUUUCAGGAUUUUGUGAGACAAUUAUGCACUUGGAGGGAUCUGAUGGCUCGUAUGCAUGAUGAAAGCUUGAAAUAUGUAUUAUCAGAUCAAGCAAUUGUUGCUCUUGCAGCUGAUGCUCCAACAAGCGAGAGAGAUAUUUAUGACUGCAUCCUGCAAGCAGAUAUGAGUUUCGAUUCUCUGAAUGUUCUUUCAACCGUCGAUUCUCCUUCUGCUGUUGUUUGCAGUCAUAUUGAAGACCUUGCUUAUAUCUUCAACAAUGAUGCAGGGAAGAAUGAGGAUAUCUUUAAUUUGAUUCUUCAAAAGCACCUUGGUCCUAAUGGAAGCUGUCCCCUCUCUGUAUAUAAUUAUACUUUAUUGUCCAAGAGAAGCUUAAAGUUAACAAAUCAAUUAGUUUCUAAAGGAAAUACAUAUAACCAUUCAAAGAAAGUUUCUCGUAUGGCUUCUAGGGAGCUUUUUGUUCAAAAAUUUUCCUGCAAAUCUCCAGCCUAUCACAACUGUAGGAUAUAUGCAAAUGAUGGGAGGUUACUAUGUUAUUGUGACCGGAGAAAACUUGAGUGGUAUCUACGUCGAGAUCUAGCAAAACUUGUUGAUGAUGAUCCACUGGCAAUAAUGCUUCUUUUUGAGCCUAAAGGUGGACCUGAAGAUGACGAUAAUGAUUUCUAUGUUCAGAGUAAGAAAAACAUUUGUGUUGGCUGUGGAGAAGAGAACCACUAUUUACGCUACAGGGUUAUACCCUCGUGCUACAGAGUGCACUUUCCGGAACAUUUAAAAAGCCACCGCUCUCAUGAUAUUGUCCUAGUCUGUGUGGACUGUCAUGAAAUUGCACAUAGUGCAGCUGAGAAGUAUAAAAGAAUUGUAGCUGCAGAAUUUGGGAUACCGCUUUUUCUUCAAAAAGUAGUUGAUCCUAGUCAAGCACAAGAGAAACUUGGGUUGUCUGCCUCUAGUGCCCAUCUUGAAGAUGCAGGUGUAUCUCCUUUAGAGUUGCGAACAGCAGCUAUGGCACUCUUGCGGCAUGGACACAGAAUGCCAUCGAAACGCCAUGAAGAACUUACACAGAUUGUCAUGAAAUAUUAUGGAGGAAGAACAAUAUCACAAGAAGACCUGGAAAGAGCUUUGGAAGUUGGAAUGAGCCCUCAUGAGAGAAGGCGAGCUGCAAAAAAGAGAGGAUUGUCAUUUAAGCAUGCUGUAACGGGCAGUGAACCAGAUAUUACUGGUAAUGGGACAUCCUCUGCCCCUGAGAAUAACUUUGACGCCAAUAAAGAAGAGGAUGAUGGUGAUAAGGGAUCCUCUACCCCUGGGGAUUUCUUAGACCCCAAUCUUGUGGAUAGUACACAUGCAGUUAAUAGAGGGGCAGAUAGCAACAGUGGUGGAAAUUCUCCUACUUAUUUUACACCUAUGGUUUAUGCGGAAGGCUCCAUCACUGAUGGCAUGUCUACAAACUCAGAUAAAGUGAUUUCCAGGACUUGUUUAGAAAGUGAAGCUACUAUAGUAGAUGCUGAUGGUCGUUCGGAAUGUAAUGGUACAUUAAAUGGAACUACCUCAGAAUCUAAUGGUACAUCCAGAACAUGUUUAGAAAGUGAAGCUACUAAAGUAGAUGCUGGUGUUGAUUCAGAAUGUUAUGGUACAUUAAAUGGAACUGCCUCAGAAUUUAAUGGUACAUUGACGGGAACUCUCUCUUCUAAAAGUGCUUCGAAGAUGUCACUGUUGGGACACGGGCCUCACGGGAACCAGGUUGUCAACCAUCUUUUGAAGGAAUACGGGGAUGAUGGGGUUCAGGAAUUUUGCCAGAGAUGGAGACAAGUCUUUGUUGAUGCCAUUAAGCCUCGUUUCUUGCCUGCGGGUUGGGAUGUGACACACAGUGGUAGGAGAGACUUUGGCGAAUUCAGCGUGUAUAAUCCUGCAAAGAAAGGUUCUGCACCAGUAACAUCUCAUGAACACAUUUAAAGAAACACUGAUGCUAAUUUGCAGCUUUUCCCCCCCUUUGAACUGGACCUACAGAUAUUGACACACUAGAGAUUCAAGAACAUACAGUGCUUGAUGUGACAUAAUAAAGGUUUGCAGCCAUAAGCUCAUUCCCCCGGGCCCUGAGGACAUGUAAUGCCAAAAAUUCUUGCCGAAUAGCAAGGAAUGUAGUCAGGUGUGAUAAUAGGACGAACUGGAGAUGAAGGAGAAUGUGUUAAGACAGGGAGGGUGUGUGUGAGAUUUAGAUCUUCAGUCUCUCUGAGUUUGGCGAUUGUGCCUGGUUUGAGAUAUAUGAGAUGGGAGGCCUCGUUGGCUAGGCUUCCUGUCGGGCGGAUCAUGGUGUGGGUCGGGGUAGGAUGAUAAGUUGAGAUUGGAAAUAAAAAAACAGAAGUCACGUAACUGCAAGGGGUUUUCAAAAAUCAAAAUGGGGAGGAACGGCCGGCCGGCGUGGUUGGAGUUGCUGAGUGCUGACUUGCUAAUUGCUAUGCUGGUCCAAGCAUGCAUGUAUAUUGACGUAUAAUUGCAUGUAUUUUUUAAUAUACAAGUUUAAAAAAUGUUUCUUUAAUCGAAAAACAAUUUUGGUCCAUCUCUGGGAAGAAUAUGAGGGAGAAUUACAUCAUAUUAUUAGUGAUUAUUUAUUAGUGCAACUA